GGCUCUUCCGGCGGGCGGACAAUGCGGUUCCGAGUCGCGGUGCUGGGCUGCGGUGGCGCCUGUCCGUAGCCGGAGGCAGGAGCGGCCGCGGGUGCCAGCGCGGGGACGCGGCCCGACGCUACAGGUGUGCAAAAAUGUCAGAAAGAUCAGAUAUUCUUCAUUUCAAGUUUGACAACUAUGGAGAUUCAAUGUUACAGAAGAUGAACAAACUGAGGGAAGAAAACAAGUUUUGUGAUGUCGUGGUCCAUAUAGAUAAUGUUGAAGUUCAUGGGCAUAAAAUUGUGUUUGCUGCUGGCUCUCCUUUUUUAAGAGAUCAGUUCUUGCUGAACGACUCCAGAGAUGUAAAAAUCUCCAUCCUGCAGAGUUCAGAAGUGGGGAGACAGCUGCUUCUCUCCUGCUACAGUGGCACUCUGGAGUUCCCUGAAAUGGAACUGGUGAACUACCUGACUGCCGCGAGCUUUCUGCAGAUGAGCCACAUCGUGGAACGGUGCACUCAGGCCCUGUGGAAGUUCAUCAAACCCAAGCAACCGCUGGAGAGCAAAGAGUGCGAACAGCAAAGCGACUCUUCAGAGCUGAAGGAACAUCAGGGAGAUGAUGACUCUCUGCAGCAAGACUCGCCUUGUAUUCAGCCUUCAGAAGACAGCAUGGACAUGGAGGAUAGUGAUAUUCAGAUCAUCAAGGUGGAGUCCAUCGGGGAGGUAACAGAAGUUAGGAAUAAGAAGGAUCAGAAUCAGUUUAUUUCUUCUGAACAAACUACACUGCAUUCCUCAGAGCCUCAACACUUUCUUAUCAACUCCACUGUUGAGAACAGAGCAAGUGAAAUAGAGCAAAACCACCUCCACAACUAUGCCCUUUCAUAUGCCGGCAGCGAUAACAUCAUUCUGGCCUCUAAAGAUAUGUUUGGGCCUAACAACCGAGGGAUAGACAAAGGCCUCCAGUGGCACCAUCAGUGCCCAAAGUGCACAAGAGUAUUUCGGCAUCUGGAAAACUAUGCUAACCACUUAAAGAUGCAUAAACUAUUUAUGUGUCUGCUCUGUGGCAAGACAUUCACUCAGAAGGGCAAUCUCCACCGGCACAUGAGAGUGCACGCAGGCAUCAAACCAUUCCAAUGUAAGAUCUGUGGGAAAACGUUCUCUCAGAAAUGUUCCUUACAGGACCACCUCAACCUGCACAGUGGGGACAAGCCCCACAAGUGUAACUACUGUGACAUGGUCUUUGCGCAUAAGCCCGUUCUGAGGAAACACCUUAAACAGCUGCACGGUAAAAAUAGCUUUGACAAUGCCAAUGAAAGAAACGUGCAAGACAUAACAGUGGACUUCGAUUCAUUCACAUGUAGCGCUGCUACAGACAGUAAGGUCUGUCAGCAGGCUGAUGCCAGCCAGGUACUGGAUGCAGGGAAGCUGCCUCAGGCUGUGCUUGGUUUAAGAAACGAUAGUACCUGCGUCAAUUAAGCAAUUAAAACUCUUCCUGUGUAGGGAUCGUGACUGAGAGGAGCAAACCGUUGGUUUGGCUUCUUCCCUAAACUAGUGGUGUGCCCUGAAAGGCUACAGAUGGUUGGAUUGCAAAACCUGGCAGGUCUUCAGCCAUCGCUCUUAGUCUUACUUGAUAUUUUCUGUGAAUAGCAAUCCUCCUUCAGGUUUCUGUCUGUCUCUACUGUGGAUUAAGGGGUUAAUUGUUUCAUUUCUCUCUGAUUAGGAGACUCAAGACUAACACCUUUUGAAAGACUGUUGCUGUGGGCUGCAAGUAAACCAUCUGCUGUGCAGUUAGAGGCCUCUCUGUGUCUGGGCAGAUGGAGGAGAGCAAAGAGGACAAGUGUGUGUGAGAUAACCCAAUAUUUUUUUUCAAAAAGCACUGGAUAACUGAAAACACUCCAUCUACUCAAAUUUAAACUUACCUCUUAAAAUUACCUUUCUCUGAUCUUACCCCUAGACUCCUGCAGUUGAAAUGAAGUAUUUUUGUGUCACUUUUUUGCCCUUUCUAAACCUAUUUCAAGAAACUUCUGCUGCCAAUCAAUGCUCUCUUAAAAACUCUCAGGGUUUUUAACCUCAACAUGCAUUAUGAAAAGAUGAAACCCUAAAUGAUUUGGCAGGGUUAGCUGAUCAUUGCAUAGAGCUGUUCAAACUGAGGAUAAAUUGCAGCUCUGGAAUGUGAGAGGCUGGUCCUGGAGUGCAAAUGUGACCUGUUCUUACGCUGACAUACCUGGGAUUUUUAAAGGGCACUUACCAGUGCAUGUACUGAGACAAGCUAAACACUUCAAAGCUAAAAGUUAUCCUCCAUCUUCUGUAAGUUUUGCAUCACAAACCACAACAGCUGUUGGGUUUAGAGCAAAGCUGGAGUGGAGAAAUACUGCUUUUUGACACUGUGAAAAGAAUCUUUUUAAAGCUGCAAUGGGUAACAACUCCAUGAUUUUUUUUUUUGCUUUUUUUCCCCCCUUAGUUCUUGUAUGUCUCUCCUUGAUGUCUAAUAAGGGCCACAUGUCACUUAACUUUAAACAAAAAUACCUGCUAUAAGAGCUUAACAUAAAGUUUUUGAUUUCUUGAACUUUUUGAAGUGACCGUUAGUGUUUUACAGAUCCUAGGAUGAGAUAUAGGUAGCACAAUUUCUAUAAGUUAAUAUAUCAGCUGUUGACUGUACUCAGCAAUACCUCUUGUAUACCGCCUUAAACAUCAAAUGUAGCGGGAAUGGCAUGUUAAUUUGGAUUCUGGGAUUAUACCAUACUGCUUCUCAAAAGUGCUGUGGAAUUAUCCGCAUCCCAGUCAGGCUGAAAGAAGCUUGAUUUAUCUGAGGCACACCAUUCCCAGUAGAACAGCACUGUUAGUACUGAAGUGUAGCACAGACUAAUAAUCAAAUGGCUGAUCCUCGGCAGAGAACUGCUGUUUGUGUUUGGAAUAAGGAUUUCUUCCAGUGCAGCUCUUUUCCACAAGGUUUGCCGUGAGGCUGAGAUUAUGCUUCCUACCUAAACGUAGUACUGUUGGUGUGUUUGAAUGAGGGGUGGGGGUGAAAGGCUGCUAUUGUAUGGUUAAAAAUGUUAAACAGGUAUGACCAAAGGUGUGUUAGAGCAAAAAGUGUUGUGUAUGUCAUUAUCAAAAAUUGGUCUUGCUCUUUGGUUUUGUGUGUGUAGAAGUCAGGAUUUCCUUACGCAGACAUUACACUGAUGGACGUUAAAACACGUUAAUGUUGCAGAACGUUUUCAGAUAUCCACAUACUUUGAAGUAGAAAAAAAAGGUGAUUCUAUGAAUCAGUUUUUGCAAUUGAGUUCUUGAACUACUGCACUUGACUGUUACACGAACUCUUAUAUGGACGGCUAUGAAGUAAGCAAAGGAAAUUACAUCAGGGCAUUCAUCUUUCAAGUUGUAGCAAAUAUAUUUAGGCCUAAAGUCUAACUAUUUGAAACUUUUAAAAUUAUUGUUCAGGUUGCUGGGGUAGAAGAUAGGUUUGCAUGGGAAGAACUGUUUUUCCUCUUGAAGCCACCCACUUUCAGAGUUGUUUUGAACUAAAUUUCACUGUGACAGUUGCAUCUGACACCUGCAUUCUGUCUUCAGGCAAAAUCUUCUGUAUUGUUCAAACAUCUUGAUAAUGUAUUAUUCACUAAAUGGAAAUAAGUUAUAGUGCUAUGUCAAAAUGAAGAUAGACGUGGAGAACAAGAGUUUGCAGAGCCAGAUCAACGUGCUGUAAGGUACUAGUGAACAAUCCAAGGCAAUAUGAGUAUGGACACAAAAAAGAAAAUGGUCUUCUGCCACAGAAAGGAAUAAAACUGCACAAAUGCUAGAAAACAUGGCACCAAAAUGGACAGUAUUGAAAGUUUUGUCUAUCUGGAAAGUUUUGGUUUUUGUGAAAUUAUGAAGCUGUCAUGUUACUCUAAGGAGAAUACAGCUUGUUGAAGUAGCUGUGGGUGACUUGAAGCUGAUAUGAAGAGACAAGGGGUUUCCUAAGAAACAAAAGAAAUCAUUUGGUCAAGAUGCAUAGGUGUUCAGUCCACCCUGUGCUGUGGUGAUCUGGACGUCUGAGAAGGCCAAGACUGCUGGGCUGCUCAGUUAAAGGCUGCUGUGGUCAUUUAGCAAGAGCACAGCAUAAAUAAAUAGGAAAAAGCAGAAAUGCAGAAGACUUUCUUCACUGAAAAUGGACACAUCUGUUGGAUGAAAAGUGACUUUUACUAAUGUCUGCUUUUAGCCUGGCAAAAGGGUGCAGACCAAAAGAUUUAUGCAGGAGAUGGCUGCGUGACUCCAGAAACACUGGAGCUCUGAGGGCAACACACUGAUGCAAAGUGCACUGGUGGUAGAGUUCAUCUAGAAUUUGCCCCUAUGUAGAAAAACAAGUGAAGAGUAUAGAAGAGGUAAUAGAAGAGCAAAAUCUGGCUAAUGCUGCUUCUCUGAAUUACAGAUUAAAAUGGAAUGAGAAUUAUGAUAAAUGGAAUAUGCAGAGGCAGCUCAAUUAUAGAAUAAGGUGAAUUUAAUUGUCCAUGUAUGUAAAAUGUUGUCUUCAUUGCAAUGUCCCGAGUAGUGAAAGAUUAGAUCCGUUGGUUGUUGCUACUGAUGCUGCAUAUUCAGAUGAGGACUAUGGCAGUUAUCAUAAUCUGUGUGUUACUGUGUAGAAUACCAUUUGCUGGUAAGUGGAUAGUCUCACAACUUAAUGUGCUGUACAACUUCCUGCAUAUCCUAAAAAUAACUGAAGUCUAUUACAAAAGUAUUUUAAUAACUCCUCAGUAUAUUAGGAUUUUUUUUUUUAAGUUGGCAUUUUAUUUAUUUAUAUUAUAUAGAAGAAGGAAUUUUUAGAAUUUAGGUUUGCCAGAGGUUUGGGCUCACCACUUCUCUGAGUGAUGGUAGCUUGUGUAGCAUGUGUUCCUGCAGCACAUGCUGCAACUGCACAGCCUUCUGUAUAGAUCAGGGAUGAGUCUUUCCUUAAUUUAUUUUUCUUUUAGAAGACGUGUUUUGCAAGUUAGUAACUGAUUAAUUUGAAGUGUCAGUCUUUCUCUCCCCUAGCUUUUUGGCAAAACUUAGCUGCCGCUGAACUUUUGUUGAAAUAACAUAGAAAUUGUGUGGGGCUGAUUAUGGUUUUGGAGUCACUGGGAGGAGGAGUACAAGUGAGGAGGGAGAAUCAAAAUGUGAUACAAACUGAAACUGUUGAGAGAACUCUAAAGUCACGUUAAAUGUUAAUUUUUAUAAACAAAGAGGGGGACAUAGUGGUGCCUCCCGACUUGGUAAGGGGUGAGAAGGCAGGACGGAACGCCUUUCCUUUGAGAUUGUAUAAUCGAUGGACUGAGCAUUAGCUACCUCUUCACUGACUGGGCAAAAGUCUUACACUACGUGUGAUAACCAAAGCAGGCGGGUCGGCGGCUGCCGGGCGAUGUCCCGUGGCCGUGAAGAAGCCAGCAGCUCGUCCCGGCGGCGUUCGGGGCGGCGGUUCGCCGUUCCCCCGGCGCGUCCCGGCUGAUGGCGAGGAGGAGCCCCGGUAGCCGCUCCCCGGGAUGCCUUACGGGGUCGGACACGUCGCUACCUCUACCGAACGAUGGGCGAGGCGCGCCCCGGUGCCGGUGCGGUUUCCCCCAGCGGCAGCCGCUGUAGCAGUGCCAAGUCUUCUAAUAAACGUGCUGCUAACUCUG
This is a messenger RNA of Taeniopygia guttata (zebra finch), 5599 nucleotides long. RefSeq names its product zinc finger and BTB domain containing 26 (gene ZBTB26). NCBI's taxonomy places the organism in Eukaryota, Metazoa, Chordata, Aves, Passeriformes, Estrildidae. Gene Ontology annotation, biological process: regulation of transcription by RNA polymerase II. The record is from RefSeq and is a predicted model, not a curated record. Gene Ontology annotation, molecular function: DNA-binding transcription factor activity, RNA polymerase II-specific; protein binding; RNA polymerase II cis-regulatory region sequence-specific DNA binding.